AAGUUGGAGCAAUCUGACAACGAGGUUGCUGUUGACGUGAAAUUCUGCAGACAUGGUGCUGGUCGAUACAGUAUGUCAGAGGAACACGAAACUAGCGUCUUAAAUAUUUCUGCAGAAUUAAGUAUUUUGACUUUAGACAGGAUGACUGAGCAAUGUACUGAGGAGGAAGCAGUGCACCCACGGAAGAGACCAAGAGUGUCGCAGUCCGACAGUGAGGAUGACGUUCUAAACGAGGUGUUAUCCGAUUUGGGGGACUCCCCAAAGAGGCGUUGUUUUAAGGUAAAGGAGGAUGAUUACCAGAAUCUGGAACCCAGUGAGCUGAUUAAGUCUCCACUCAAACACUGCCUCCACAAAAUGAAGAGAGCCAAGCUAGAUACCCCGGCUAUUCCCUCUGUCAUACUCCGGGUGGUCGCUCGGGGGAGGCAGAAGCAGUGCGACUUGAAAGAUGACAGUAAUGAUGCAGACUGCCUCCACCCUGUACAGUGCUCCACCCCUUUGGUCCAGCAUGUGAACUCUGGGUCUGUACCUAGUGUCUCCCAGGGCUGGCGGGCUGAUUUAGACUCUGCACCGGACCUGAUUUUCAGCACCCCAUCAGUUGGGCGCAUUGUUGGAAAGGGCCAGUUGGUGGAGAGCGUGCUGCAGCCUGUGUUGGAGACUCCCUCCAAACAUGAAAGGGGUGAGGAUUUUGGAGAGAUUCCAGGUGCCCCUGACUCUGCAGUAGAACUCGGACCUGUAGGAACAGGCCGCUUUUCAUUCCGCUCUGUGCUGGAGAAGUUUGAGUUCAGAUCUGAACCGGGUACUCCCUCGUCUUGCUCCUUUAGACCCUGUUCCCUUUUCACCUCAACCCGGGCAAUCCAGGAGAAACUGCUCAACAACACUUUCCCCAGCACAUUCAAGGAGGGCCUCCUUCGCAAGGAGCGGAGGGAGGAACUUUCUUUGCUGAGGGCACAAUACAAAAAGGACAAUCUCUGGCUCCGAGAGAAUGGGGCUGGGUCUGGCUUUUUGGAGACCUCUUCUUUGGUUAUCCCACAGGCAAACCGGGUGACAAAACGGAUCAAGCGAAACCUAUGGCCACCUAGUCCCAAAGAAGCCGUGGCAGAGUCAGAAGAUUCUGGGAUUGGACAAGAGAUGCACUCCAGCCUGACUGAGGAGAGGGUGGCAGCAGUGUGAAGCACCUUACAGGCACACCAUAGGCUGAAGAUAAAAUGAGGAAGAACCACUGGCUGUCAGAAUACCUCUGGAUAUUUCAAAAUGGAGCAUCUGUUUUAUGUGUGCAAUUUCAUAUUUAAGAAUAUAUAUAUUAAAGGUUAUUUGUGUAUAGGGACUGUUAAUUUUGUGAUCAUAAUCCUGAUGAAUUACUUUGAAAUGUUUGUCUAUUGGGUUUUGCUGUGUAAAAGAACAGUGGUGCGCAGUUGUGGAGAACAGACAGAAAUGGAAAGAUCCCACACGUUUUGAAAUAGAUGAAAACA
This is a messenger RNA of Polyodon spathula (Mississippi paddlefish), 1469 nucleotides long. RefSeq lists its product as uncharacterized. The coding region runs from base 73 to 1170 and encodes 365 amino acids. The transcript has 10 exons. Lineage: Eukaryota; Metazoa; Chordata; Actinopteri; Acipenseriformes; Polyodontidae. The record is from RefSeq and is a predicted model, not a curated record.